Molecule: messenger RNA, 958 nt
Organism: Rhinichthys klamathensis goyatoka
Lineage: Eukaryota; Metazoa; Chordata; Actinopteri; Cypriniformes; Leuciscidae
Product: CD209 antigen-like protein C
Exons: 5
Coding region: 1-924 (307 amino acids)
Biological process (GO): biological process involved in interspecies interaction between organisms
Cellular component (GO): external side of plasma membrane
Molecular function (GO): fucose binding; D-mannose binding
Source: RefSeq, a predicted model, not a curated record
AUGAAAUCAGGCAGGUAUAAUGUACAUUCUGAAAACAGAGACACUGAAGGCACAACUGGUCCACAAACACAGUUACCCCAGGAUGAAGGAAAAGCUCGAAUGUGCAGAGGAAGCAGGUGUUUGGUGUUGAUGACAGUGUGUCUCGGGCUCAUUUGUGUUCUUCUGCUGGUCUUCAUCACACUGCAGCACAUCACCAUCACAGCAGAGAGAGACCUGUUAAAGAGUUACAAGAACACAGUUGAAGAGUUCAAUCACACUAUCAACAGCUUACAGGACAAUUACACUGAUCUAAUGAUUGAUAAAGACCAACUUCAGGACAUCUUCAACUUUGUGAUUCAGAAGAAACUAGAACUGGAAACCACAGUCAGUAAUCUCACUGCUGAAAAAGGCCAGUUACAGGGAAAUGUUGUCUCUUUGAAUCAGACAAAACUGGAGUUAGAGACCAGAGUCAAUGAUCUUAGUGUUGAGAAAAGUCAGUUACAGGGAAGUUUUGAUGCUUUGAAUCAGAAGAAACUGGAGCUAGAAAGCAAAGUCACGUCUUUGAGUGAAGAACUAAACAAAAAAUCAUCUAAACGAUUUUUUUUCCCCACAUCCAGUGAGUUGAAGAGCUGGUCUGAGAGCAGGCAGUACUGUCAGGAUCAUGGUGGUGAUCUGGCCAUUAUCAACACUGAAGCGAAGCAGAGGCACAUAUCUUCAUUUGUAAAGGAGAGUGUGUGGAUUGGAUUGUCUGAUAUUGAGAUUGAGGGCAACAUGAAAUGGGUGGAUAAUUCACCACUGAAUCAAGGGUUUUGGUCCAGCGGUGAGCCGAAUAGCUUUCAUGGCACAAAUGAGGACUGUGUUGAACUGAAUCCUGCAAGAGACCCUUUAAAGAACUGGAAUGAUCUGCCAUGCUCAGAAAUGAGGAAAUGGGUUUGUGAGACUUAACAUCGAUUCCUUCAUCUGCAUGAUAUUUAAUAAG